AUGGGCAAAGAUUACCUCGGAGAGGAACAAAGGCGUGUUCAGAGUGACAAAGACGAGAAGGACAUAAAAGCUCUUGAUGAGGGUGACAUUGCUCUUUUGAAAACUUACGGUGCUGCUCCUUAUAAUGAGGAAAUUAAAAAGUGUGAGGAUGACAUCAAUAGCAUAAUGAAACGUGUGAAUGAACUCACUGGCAUUAAAGAAUCAGACACUGGUCUCGCUCCACCAGCUCUUUGGGAUCUUGUUGCCGAUAAAGUUUGCUUAUCAAGCGAUCAUCCUCUUCAAGUUGCGCGCUGCACUAAGAUAAUUAAUGCGGAUUCUGAGGAGCCAAAAUACAUAAUUAACGUGAAACAAUUUGCGAAAUUCGUCGUUGACCUAGCUGAAUCGGUGGCGCCAACUGAUAUCGAGGAAGGAAUGCGUGUGGGUGUGGAUCGUACCAAGUACCAGAUUCACAUCCCACUUCCUCCCAAGAUCGAUCCCUCCGUUACUAUGAUGCAGGUUGAGGAUAAACCAGAUGUAACCUACAGUGACGUUGGUGGUUGCAAGGACCAGAUUGAGAAGUUGAGGGAAGUCGUUGAACUCCCUCUUCUCCACGUACGCGGGAAUGUUGUGCUGGUCCUAUUCAUUCUUUGA
Molecule: messenger RNA, 630 nt
Organism: Hydatigera taeniaeformis
Lineage: Eukaryota; Metazoa; Platyhelminthes; Cestoda; Cyclophyllidea; Taeniidae
Source: the annotation of a GenBank genome assembly